Messenger RNA from Phaeoacremonium minimum UCRPA7, 1470 nucleotides. RefSeq names its product putative general amino acid permease protein. The transcript is spliced from 3 exons. Bases 1 to 1470 code for a protein of 489 amino acids. Gene Ontology annotation, molecular function: amino acid transmembrane transporter activity. Gene Ontology annotation, biological process: amino acid transmembrane transport. The record is from RefSeq and is a predicted model, not a curated record. Gene Ontology annotation, cellular component: membrane. NCBI's taxonomy places the organism in Eukaryota, Fungi, Ascomycota, Sordariomycetes, Togniniales, Togniniaceae.
AUGGAGAAAGCCGACGACAAAAGUGUUAGUGUCGAUGUCGGCGCAGGAGAGGUUCGCUUAGUUCCUCCUCCAAGUAGACCACACCUUGAGCGCAAAGUGGGUGGCAAAGAAGUCCAGCUCUUCGCCAUAGGAGGUGCUAUUGGAACAAGCGUAUUCAUUACCAUGGGCUCGUAUCUUCCAAACGGAGGACCGGCUGGACUGCUGAUUGCGUACUGCAUAUGGUGCCUCAACGUAUGGUGUGUCAACGAGACGUUCGCUGAGAUGACGAUCUAUGCACCUGUACCAAGCGCUUUUAUCACGUUCACGGCAUAUUGGGUGGACGAAGCACUUGCCUUUGCUCAGUCUUGGGCAUUUUUCUUAGCACAGGCUCUCCUCGUUCCUUUCGAGAUCACGGCCCUGCAUAUUCUGAUCACAUUUUGGACGGACAAGUUUCCUGUUGAGGCUACUGUGGUCAUUUGUCUUGUUCUCUAUGGUCUAUUGAACCUUUUCAGCGUGGAAUGGUUCGCCACAUUCGCCGUCUGCGGACCUGAGUAUACCAGCUCUAUUGCCGCAGAGACGAAGUCGCCCCGACGUAUUCUCCCCACCUGUUUUGGUAGCUUCAAGUGGCGGUUGCUGUUCUUCUUCAUCGGCUCAGCGCUCUGCACUGGCAUCGUGAUCCCUUACAAUGACCCAACUCUUGCGGCCCUUAUUGAAGGGUCCAUCCCCGGUAGCGGCACCAGUGCCGCUUCACCGUACACCAUUGCUAUGGGACGGAUGAAUAUAAACGGCUUGCCGCAUCUCAUCAAUGCCGUGAUGAUGACAUCUAUCUUCAGCUGCGGUAAUGGUGUGCUAUUUGCAUCAUCACGCGCCCUUUUCGCCAUGAGCCAAUCUGGCCGUGCGCCAAAGAUUUUCGCCAAGACAACCAAACGCGGCAUCCCCAUCUACGCCGUCUGCGCUGUAAUGCUCAUUGGAUUGCUGGGUAUGAUGGGCGUUAAUGCCAGUGCACUUGAGGUGUUGCAUUACUUUGUCGACUUGUGCACCGUCUGUGGCCAGUUCAACUACAUGUGCGUUUGCAUCACGUACAUCCACUUCUACCACAACAUGAAACGACAAGGCGUCUCUCGCAGCACAUUGCCCUACGUGUCACCAUUUCAACCUUAUGCGGCUUACAUCGGUGCAACCUGCGCCAUCCUUGCGAUGGUACUUCUCGGAUUUGAUACAAUACACCCUUUCGCCGUUAAAUGGUUCUUCUUGGAUUACACACUGUUGGCUGUGUUUCCUCUUGCAGCUGUCAUGUGGAAGAUUGUAAAGAAGAGUAAGUAUGUUAGAAUUGGUACAGCGGACCUAGGAUUAGGUGGCAUGGUUAAAGAAGUAGAUGAUUAUGAGGAUCUGGUGCAGCCGGAGCCGGAAGGCUGGAUCGAGAGGCUAUUUAGUGGCGUGUGGGAAUGGGAGGACCUCAAAGCUGCUGUUUUGAAAAAGCAUAAGAGUUGA